Messenger RNA from Rana temporaria (common frog), 1921 nucleotides. RefSeq names its product mevalonyl-coenzyme A hydratase sidH-like. Gene Ontology annotation, molecular function: catalytic activity. Bases 238 to 1143 code for a protein of 301 amino acids. The transcript is spliced from 8 exons. NCBI's taxonomy places the organism in Eukaryota, Metazoa, Chordata, Amphibia, Anura, Ranidae. The record is from RefSeq and is a predicted model, not a curated record.
CGGUGUGUGACCGUGCGCACACAGCGGGUGAAAGAAGCCCUUGCAGUCCUAUAAUUGAAGUAGGCGGAACUUUUACUGACUUCCAGCGCUUCCUUCAUCCGUCCGACACACUGUCCUCGUCACAGGCGGCACAGAGUGAACGGAAUUUCCUACACAGAGGAUGUUUCAUGCUGGAUUACUGCACAAAUCUGGAAGAAUAAUACAAAGUACAGCAAGAUUCAACGCUCCAGUUUUGGGAUGCUUGUAAACCGUGUAUUCAGACUACAGCUUUGGAAAUCCCGGACAUUGUCUCCAGAAACCUUCACUGCUGUACUUUCUAGUAAGAAAAGGCUGUACUCCAGUAAUUGUGACCAGUCAAGAGGAAAAAUGAAUGUCAUUACUGAAAGACAUGGUAGUAUCCUAACAAUUGGUAUUAAUAGGCCAGAAGCCAGAAAUGCUGUUAAUCCUGAUACUGCUGGUCAGCUUGUCCAAGCAUUUAAUGAAUUUGAGAAGGACCCAUCCCUAACCGCAGCUGUACUUCAUGGAUUAGGUGGAAAUUUCUGUGCUGGCUUUGAUCUGAAGGAAAUAGCCCACAACGCUUACUCUAUGAAGAUAGAGCCGAAUGUAACCAAAGGACCAGGACCCAUGGGGCCUAGCAGGAUGCAAUUUUCUAAACCAGUCAUUGCUGCUGUGAGUGGUUACGCUGUAGCAGGGGGUCUUGAGUUGUCUCUUCUGGCUGACCUUCGAGUUGUGGAAGAAAGUGCAAUCUUUGGAGUGUUCUGUAGACGUUUUGGAGUUCCCCUUAUUGAUGGAGGAACAGUCAGAUUGCCACAGUUAAUUGGCCUUUCAAGAGCUUUGGAUCUGAUUCUUACAGGACGGCAAGUGAAGGCCCAGGAAGCAUAUGAGUUUGGUCUAGCAAAUCGCAUGGUUCCUGAUGGGCAAGGACUUAAAUGUGCUAUUGAGUUGGCAGAGCAGAUAUCGUCCUUCCCCCAGAAAUGUAUGCGUGCUGACAGAGCCUCUGCCUACUAUAGUACCUUUGAUGCUGCCAAUUUUACAGAUGCAAUGCAGUACGAAUUUGACAAAGGAGCAAACGUUCUUGCUGAAGAGUCAGUGGCUGGAGCCAGAAGGUUCAGCGCGGGAGAAGGAAGGAAAGGAAAAUUGUAGCUAAACCUGUGUCUAUACUAGUAAUGUUAUAUUGAUGAUGAAUUGUAAUUUGCUCAAGUACUGCACAGCAAUUAUGUAUUCUGUUGUGCAAAGUUUUUUUUUUAAUUAUGUAGUAUCUUUUUGAGUUUUCUUAAACCAAUGUUGGACCCCAUGCACUCGAAUGGUGAGAAGCUGAAAAUGUGGUCAAUGUAAAAUUCCUGGGCAUUUUUUAUGCACCUGGGGAGUUACAGGUGCCGCAUACGGCCUGCCAUACAAUUAAAUGGCUAUACACAACUGUACUCUUGAAAAAGAUGAUGUUUUAAUGCAUCAGCAUCUACCAGCACAUACUAGUACAACACACUUUACUAAAUGGGAAAUUUACUUGUUCAGGAAAUAUAUCGUACGUUCAUGCAUGGGAAAACACAGAUUCACCAAAGUUUUGCUGUUUUACAUAAGUAUGGCCACGUACAAACAAUUCACUUCUGUAGCAGGCUGUACAUGGCACCUGCGGCUCCCUGGGCGUAGAAAAUCACCCAUAAUUUCACGCUGGUCAUAGUUUCAGCUUCUUUCUAUCCAUGUGCAUGCGGCCUGCGUUUUAUAUUCAUUAUCAUUCAAAAAUGUGGGUUUUCUUCUACUUUUUAUAAUAAUCUUUAAUUAUUAUUAAAAGAGUUUUUCACUUUCAUUUACCACUUCAGCCCCGGAAGAUUUGGCUGCUUAAUGACCAGGUCAUUUUUUGCGAUGUGAACAGUAUAAAAGUGGUCAAGAAGGGGUUAAAGUACAAAUAAAGGCAAAACCUUUU